This is a messenger RNA of Bombyx mori (domestic silkworm), 2203 nucleotides long. It is a transcript of the gene TpnT, whose product is annotated as troponin T. Bases 874 to 2025 code for a protein of 383 amino acids. Gene Ontology annotation, biological process: sarcomere organization; muscle contraction; regulation of muscle contraction. Gene Ontology annotation, molecular function: tropomyosin binding. The record is from RefSeq and is a predicted model, not a curated record. Lineage: Eukaryota; Metazoa; Arthropoda; Insecta; Lepidoptera; Bombycidae. The transcript is spliced from 14 exons. Gene Ontology annotation, cellular component: troponin complex.
CGCCCCGGUCGCCGCGGACUCCACAUUCCAACGUCGCUGUGCUGCCGGUCCAAGAACCAGUGCCGAGUGACUGAGUGACCGACUUCUACCCGUGCGACGUAAGUGCCGUGCAGUGCUAGUGCCCGCGGGUAAAGUGUGUACGUGUGCUACUUGACUCCAGGAGGCUUCCACGAGCCGACUCUAAAAAUACGCGCGUCGAACGAUCCGCCCGCGCCAUGUAUAGCACGCCGGAUUACGUUACCGCGCGCGGAACUGUGCUUCCAUUAUCAAAUAUUUGGAAUGUACACGUGAACGAAUCGAAAAAGCACCUUUAAAAAGAAUAUUCUCUUGUGAACAAACACACAUUUUUUGAACAUGUACACUAUGAAAUUGAAUUAAAAUAAGUUGGAGCUCGGUCAAAAGUUCAGAGAUAACAAUAUUAUUUUAAAAAUUAAUUCAAAUUCAAUUACGUGUUAAAAUUCUGUUUUCAUUGGAUAUAUAAUUUCUUAAUCGGAUAAGUUCAGUAACACAUUUCGGAAAAGAGGAGCAUUCUGAUUCAUGACAAUCGUCGUUAAUUCAAUUUUUAAAUAGGAACACGCGGGUGCUCUGUUGACUUUUAGAAGUCCCGAUGCCGCAUAGCAUAUCGUACUUCACGCGUAGUAGCUACAUGCCUUUUUCCACCUGGGCAGUACCUACCUCAUUCCGCACCAAGCGAGUACAUAGCGCUCAACCUAAAUACAUAGCCCACUGAACUUCUCGCCGGAUAUUCUCAGUGUAGUAGAUUCUGCCAAGCACUGCUCUUGCUAGGGCUAGUGUUAGCAAAUUAUCUCAGGUUGAACCCGUGAACUGGAAUAGCCCUACGCUACCAGCGAAUAGACUCAAUAAACAACCAACAUGUCUGACGAGGAGGAAUAUUCUGGCUCUGAGGAGGAGGAAGUAGAAGAAGAAGUCCCGGAGACACCCGCUCCUAAACAAGAGGGUGAGGGAGAUCCAGAAUUCAUCAAGCGUCAAGACCAGAAGCGGUCGGACUUGGAUGAACAGUUGAAGGAAUACAUCAACGAAUGGCGCAAACAGCGGGCCAAGGAGGAGGAUGAGCUCAAACGCCUUAAAGAGAAGCAGGCCAAGCGCAAGGUUUCUCGUGCCGAAGAAGAAAAGCGCCUCGCUCAAAAGAAAAAGGAAGAAGAAGAAAGGAGAGUGCGCGAAAUCGAAGAGAAGAAACAACGCGACAUCGAAGAGAAGAGGCAACGGCUCGAGGAGGCUGAGAAGAAGCGCCAGGCUAUGCUCCAGGCCAUGAAAGAUGCCAGCAAGACCGGACCCAACUUCACCAUCCAAAAGAAGAGCGAAAACUUCGGUUUGAGCAAUGCCCAGCUGGAGCGCAACAAGACCAAGGAGCAGCUGGAAGAGGAGAAGAAGAUCUCCCUGUCCAUCCGCAUCAAGCCGCUGACCAUCGAGGGUCUCUCCGUCGACAAACUCCGACAGAAGGCCCAGGAACUCUGGGAGUGCAUCGUCAAACUCGAGACCGAGAAAUACGAUCUCGAAGAGAGGCAAAAGAGACAGGACUACGACUUAAAAGAGCUCAAAGAAAGACAAAAGCAGCAACUGAGGCACAAAGCUCUCAAGAAGGGUCUCGACCCCGAAGCGCUCACAGGCAAGCACCCGCCCAAAAUUCAAGUAGCGUCCAAGUACGAGAGGCGUGUCGACACACGAUCCUACGACGACAAAAAGAAACUGUUCGAGGGUGACCUAGAGAAACUGAACAAGGACUUCCUCGAGAAGGUGUGGCAAGAGAGGGCCGAACAGUUCGGCGGCAGGCAAAAGGCGCGACUGCCGAAGUGGUUCGGCGAGAGGCCCGGCAAGAAGAAGGGCGAACUCGAAUCUCCGGAAGGCGAAGAGGACGUCAAGGCUGAGCCCGAGGAGGACGAAGAACCUCAAUACGAGCCUGAACCCGAAGAGGAGGAGGAAGAGGUCGUUGAGGAGGUAGAAGAAGAGGAGGAAGAGGAGGAAGAAGAAGAAGAGGAAGAGGAGGAGGAAGAAGAAGAGGAAUAAAAAUCGGACGCGCCACUGAUGGGGCCCUCGACGCGGGCCGGUCGCGUCCUACAGUUUUGUAACCAAUCCAUUAACUUAUUGCUAUUAUAAUAUGAACAAAAUAUUUUUAUUAUUUAUACUUUUCCACGAAACGUCGUUAACAGCCUAUGACGAUACAAUAAACUAAUUUAUUUCAUAA